Messenger RNA from Phaedon cochleariae (mustard beetle), 1146 nucleotides. NCBI's taxonomy places the organism in Eukaryota, Metazoa, Arthropoda, Insecta, Coleoptera, Chrysomelidae. The record is from the annotation of a GenBank genome assembly.
AUGUUUGCAGCCAAACUCGACGGCGUCAAGACCUAUAUGCGCAUGCGUCGCGUGCCCAACCACCUGCAGGUCAAGGUCAUCAAGUGGUUCGACUACCUGUGGCUCACGCAAAAGUGCUCGGACGAGGAGAGGGCCGUCUCGUGUCUGCCCGACAAGCUCAAGGCCGAGAUAGCGAUCAACGUGCAUCUCGACACGCUGAAGAGGGUCGAGAUCUUCCAAAACACCGAGGCGGGGUUCUUGUGCGAGCUCGUGCUCAGGCUGAGGCCGGUCCUGUUCUCCCCAGGCGACUACAUUUGCCGGAAAGGCGAAGUUGGCAAGGAAAUGUACAUAGUGAACAGGGGCCGGCUGCAGGUGGUGGCCGACAACGGCAGGACCGUACUGGCCACCCUGAAAGCGGGCAGCUAUUUCGGAGAAAUUUCGAUUUUGAACAUGGGCACGGCAGGGAAUCGCCGUACAGCCAGCGUGAGAUCGGUGGGGUACAGCGAUCUGUUCGUGCUGAGCAAGAAGGACAUGUGGGACGUGUUGAAGGAGUACCCGGCCGCCAGGGUGCGCCUCGAGGCGAUAGCCGUCAAGCGGCUCGAAAAGUACAAGAGGGCGCCGCUGGAGAAAGCCGCAAUGGGACGUAGCCAGUCCACCCCGGGAUUGGUGGAGUCUCGUGGGAAGGUCACUCUGGAGGAUAUGUGGGUGCCACCUUCGUUACUGGGCCUCACUCCCGCCUACCCUAGGUCACUCAUAGGUUCACCGCCUUCUACGAGACAACAGACACCAGACAGUCCAGUCUCUACGAGUAGCGGAAGAAGCGGAAGAAGUGGAAGAAGUGGAAGAAGUGGAAACCAGCAUGGAACAACAGGAUCGCACCAGAGAUCAGGAACGAUGCAAUGCGACAGUAUGACACAGUUGAUGUCGGGCGUGACUACACCUCUAUUGGGUUCCCAUGAAGUGUUGGAAAGCGAGAUAAAGCGCCUGCGCGAGCGUCUACAAACUGUGGAAUCGGAAAACGCCGCUAUGAGCGUCAAACUGAGCCAGCAACAAUGGGAGAUGGAGAACAGACUAGCCGAAAUCGAGAUGCGCAUAUGCGGCUCAAGAACGUCGAGUAGCCUGGGUGACGAAGACAACGAUGAGCGCAACAGGGAGAGCAUCAUUUAA